Molecule: messenger RNA, 2175 nt
Organism: Tilletiaria anomala UBC 951
Lineage: Eukaryota; Fungi; Basidiomycota; Exobasidiomycetes; Georgefischeriales; Tilletiariaceae
Exons: 5
Coding region: 1-2175 (724 amino acids)
Molecular function (GO): nucleic acid binding; zinc ion binding
Source: RefSeq, a predicted model, not a curated record
AUGGCCAACGGAGCAGGUCGCCGCAAAGCGCUGCGCCGGUAUGACUCGGCAACUCGUGCCCCUUCGGAUGAAGAUCCUGCGGACGAUUUGGAUUUGAACAAUGGCGACCUCACCUUUGUCUUUGACCUCGAAGGCGACAUGGACGCCAGCACAGGCGCGCAGAGGGCUGCUCCCAAAGAUCCUGAUGCUGCAAAUAUAAAUUCCACGCACGGAGAUCUGCUGCUCCCGGAGCACGUUACGAUCACCGACGAUCACGGUGAGCAAGGCGAAGGCAGCGACGAUCAGCGCGGCGACGAUGAUGAUGAGCUGGGCCACUACGAUGUGCUAGGCGGCAAAGGCGGUGAUUCCCGCUACUACAGCGAUGAUGAAGGCGAGGAUCCCAAGGUCGAGGAUCAAUGUGCACAAUGCAUGGAGAAGGGCCACAUUAAGAAGAAUUGCCCACACAUACUCUGCGUCGCGUGCGGGGCAUUUGACGAACACCAGACACGCGAGUGUCCGGUGUCCAUCAUGUGUCAUCGUUGUGGUUUAACAGGUCACAUUUCGCGGGCAUGUCCAAAUUCGCGCGGUCCAAGAGGGAUGGAAUGCCCACGCUGCUACUCGACCAAUCACCCCGAAGCGGCGUGCCCCACCCUCUGGCGCCGUUACAGAUAUCUGAGCACGUAUGAUCACGAACGGGAGCGAGCGCUCGAAGCCGCGCGUCAGGGGCGACUGCAGGAAGACCAGGGUGGUAGACACGAUGACAGCGCUGGUAGUGUGAGCGGAAGCGACAUGGACGAAGGCGAUGGAGGUGAUCGAAGAGAUUACGAGCGUACUCUGCCACGCCCUCGGCGCGACUGGGAUCCUGCACAACGCUGGUGCUACAAUUGUGCAAGGAAGGGAAAUCACUGGGGCGACGACUGUCCACAGGUGCGCGCGACGAUGAUGCGCGCAACGGGCGAACCGUCCGCUUUCAGCGAAUGGGUCUCUCACAUGGGGCCAUUUGCCCGCGACUUGCCGCCGCCUCCCCCGGACACCAGCGUCGGCGGGCUGUCAUCGCGCGACUUUACGUUCGGCGCUGGGCCGCAUUCCAAUUUUGGGAACGUCAUCGAUCCAGAUGCGCUGAUGGACGGGUACUUCAGCAGGAAAAAUGCAGGCAAGGGGAAGGGACGAGACCCUGGCGAUCGACAUGCGCAGCAGCAUAAUGGCAGAGGGCCGUCUUCUCAUGACCAGCCACGGCGGCGUCAGCCCUCACCGCCGGGCCUACCGCCUCGUGCCCAACAAGGCAAUCGGCGCGGCAGGCCAGGCGAUUGGUUCGAGAACCGCAGGAUGCAAGGAAGCAGCAGGGACAUUGACACCGAGCGCAGCUAUGAGGGACCGUAUGGCCCAGGCACCAGUCGACGGGGCGAUCGCGAUAAUGGGAGGAUCCUCGCAAAUGGUCGCCAGGCAGACUUCGAUAGGAAUGAUGCCAUCACCUUGUCCAGCGACAGUGAUGAUGAAGAUUCGGGCAGUGUGCGAGAGAUCCACGCUAGCGAAUUUGCAGGUCAGCCCGCUAACAAGAAGGCGAGAAAGAACAAGAAGAAAAAGGACCGAGGCAAGCGCUCAGGCACGCCGUCUCAAGGGUCCGAUUCCGAGUCCACCGCGGAAGGAGCAGGAGCGGCAGCGGCGACCGAGUCGGGAAUCUUGCAAAGCAAAUCAUCGGAACGAAAUCGCAAAAAACGGCACUCCAAAGCGGUUCGCGUAGAGAGAGAGCGCCAACGCGAGCAGGCCCGUACUUCGGCCACCGCUACGAGGUCUUUGAGCCCGAUAUCGCACAGGUCGCUCAGGGAGCGCAUCUCGGGUGGAUUCGUCAGGGACGAUGGAGGAGCGAGCUUACGGCUGCCGUUCCGCAUCGACACGCGCCGCUCUCGCAAAGGUUCUGCCGAUGACAAAGGUGGCAACGUUGGCAUUGCAGGGGGAGGGGAUGACAAGAGCAGCGGCGCCGGGAAGAGGAAGCGCAACAAAAAGGCGCACAAGAGGAAUGGCAUGCAGCAGGAGGCGCAGGGGACCGUGCAGCAGCGCGGCGAGCCGGGCUUCGGGCCCUUCAGCUACGAUGCAAGUGACAGGCGCAAUAGAGCAGCAGCUGCUGCUGCUAGCAGCGGCGGUAAAGGGACGUCGGCGGCGCCCGCGCCAAUGUAUAAGGGCGGGUACCUCGACUAG